AUGGAAAGCGACAAGAAGUACAGUUGGGUUGAACUUGAGGAAGCGGUGACUAAGAAAAUGGUCGAGGAGUGUAAGCUAGACGCAUGUUUUGAUCUUUUUUUGAACAACAUUAAACAGCGCCAUGAUUACAAAUCUCUCCCUGACCUAGCAACCCUAUCGAAGGAACACGAGGGGAGCUACAAAGAGCUACAAACCCGUCUUAAUCGUUUGCUGCCUGGUUAUCUAGACAAAAACGAAUCGAAAAUCAUGGAUGAUACCAAGCUGCAGUGGAAAUUGGAGUCCAGAUGGCGCCAGGUGAGGGAUAGAUUCGGAGAUAGUGACGGAUGCGACUCUUUUCAUGAGACUCUAUGGAACAUUUUGAUGGAUCAGCGAUACCGAGAACAAGUGCUCAAGGACGAGACAGACAGCUCGUCGUCGAAUCACAUAGCAAGAGUGGAAGUGUCUCGUCAGUUGAAGAACCUUAUUGACGCUCAAAAAUCAACAAUACCUUUCUCUUGUGGAGGCAGUAUUCCAAUUCGCGGUCCUGACGCCACGGAUAACUCUGAUUCUGCUCGCCGUAAAUUUUCGGGUCCAGUGAAAAUCUUCUGGGCAACUAGCAAUGAUUCAAAGGCAAGGAAUCUGGUUCUACCAAUUGACGACACUACAUUGGAGUCCAGCCAAUCCACACUUCAACAGCUAGUUGAUGAUUGUCCCCUGGCAACUUUUGGAAGAGGACAGAAGGAUGUGUUCGAUCCAGAGUACCGCAAGGCUGGCAAGAUGGACCCAUGUCACUUUUCGACGACAUUCCAUCCGGCCAAUUUUGGUAUCAUAGAAAAUAUUGAGCAAAGAUUGCUUCCGAGCAUCAGCACAACGACUCAGAACAGCCUCGGAUUUAGGAAGCUAACGGCCGAACUAUACAAAUUGAACGUAUAUUCGGGGCCAUCCGGGCUAUUUCGCAAACAUGUUGAUACUCCGCGAUCGGAAAACCAGAUCGGCUCCCUCGUGGUUUGCCUACCAGCUCGAUUCAAGGGAGUAACUUUCAUUGUCCAACAUGACGGAAACAGUGUAGAAUUUGAAUGGAGCAAUACAAGUGAUUCAGUCAUUCAGUGGGCUGCAUUUUAUAGUGACUGUGAGCAUGAAAUCAAGACGGUUUCUGAGGGCCAAAGAAUAACCCUGACGUAUAAUUUGUAUGUAACUGAGCCGGUGGGAUUGAAUGAUAGCCCGGACAAUGGAAUUGUCCAGGCCCAGUCACUGCCCCUUUAUGGUUGGUUAAGAGACGUCACAUAUAAGGAAGAAUUCACGGAGAAGGGAGGCGUACUUGGGAUAUACUGCUCCCAUUCUUAUCCGCACAGCUCGGGAAUUGCGAGGCUUCAACUCCCCAGAGGAUUGAAAGGUUUGGAUCUUUUACUGUUUUCAGUGUUUCGGUCACUUGGAUUGGAAGUCGAUGUCCUACCUGUGCUUGAAUUCGGGGGACGAUAUGGACCAGGAAAUCGCGAGCUCGAGAACGAUGGCGUUGUCAAGUGUAACAAAAAGAGGUAUAUGGAAGUUUGGGAAGACUUCGAUGAAUUACUAGGUUACCUGGAUACCGGGGAACUACCUGAAGAUAUCGAAUACACGGAAUUUCUUCCCCAAAAAGUCCACAGCAUGAUAGAGGUUGACCAAUACUGGAAGCUUCUAUUCAUGUCACGUCGUGUUAAAGGAAUAACCGAAGCUUCUAAAGACAGAGACGAAAGUGGACUGUACACGACCGAAGGAUCGCGAGUCGGGACAACGCGCAAACAGUAUUUUGUCACUGACAAAGCACAGGAGGACGAAGGAGAAGGGCUGGACGAGGCGAGCAACAGUGUAUGGCCAGCUUAUUAUCUCCCGGGUAUUAUGUGGGUAAACGAACCCCAACACGAGGAAAUGGCCUUUACUCAACUUUCAUAUGGAAACGAAGCUUCGGUGAAUACCCGCUAUUCUUGCGCUGCGAUCCUGGUAGCAAUUCCGCCUCUCAAUCAACGUAAACGGAAACGAGAUGCUGCGUGCUGA
Talaromyces rugulosus is the source of this 2010-nucleotide messenger RNA. RefSeq lists its product as uncharacterized. Lineage: Eukaryota; Fungi; Ascomycota; Eurotiomycetes; Eurotiales; Trichocomaceae. The coding region runs from base 1 to 2010 and encodes 669 amino acids. The transcript is spliced from 4 exons. The record is from RefSeq and is a predicted model, not a curated record.